Messenger RNA from Melopsittacus undulatus (budgerigar), 2075 nucleotides. It is a transcript of the gene IFNGR2, whose product is annotated as interferon gamma receptor 2. Gene Ontology annotation, biological process: cytokine-mediated signaling pathway. Lineage: Eukaryota; Metazoa; Chordata; Aves; Psittaciformes; Psittaculidae. The record is from RefSeq and is a predicted model, not a curated record. Gene Ontology annotation, cellular component: plasma membrane. Gene Ontology annotation, molecular function: cytokine receptor activity; protein binding. Bases 162 to 1157 code for a protein of 331 amino acids. The transcript is spliced from 7 exons.
GUUGUCUGGUUUCCCGUUAUCAGCCGCAGCCAGGCUCGCCGGGUUGCGGAUGUGAAGUGGCCUUCGGCUGGUCUGCCCGCCGCCGGCCCCGCUCCUCGGAGACCGGCGAGCAGCCACUGGCAGCAAGCGGGGCCGGGCGGCGGGGCGCUGCUGGCCGGACUAUGCCGUGUCGGGCGCCGCUCCUCCUUCUCCUCCUCCUCGGCCCGGUGCGGGCCUCAGGUGCAGAAUCUUCUCCCCAUUUACCAGCACCAAAGGAUGUGAUGAUUUAUUCCUAUAACUUUCAUAGCUUGCUGAAGUGGUCUCCUGUUGAAGUGGAUAGAGGCUUGGUGUUAUAUACAGUCAAUUAUAAAACAGGAGCCUUCAAUAAGUGGGAUGAGAUGAACUGCACCCGGAUCACCCACACUGAAUGCAGUCUCCCCUGGUCACUUAAGGAGCGGCGCUGGACUCUUGUUUUGCGUGUGAGGGCUGAGCUAGGGCAAGUGACUUCUGACUGGGUGGAAACAGAUCCCUUUGUGGCAGAGAGAAACACUACUAUAGGGCCUCCUAAAGUGAACAGUGUGACUGUAAGCUCUGACUCACUUCUCAUUAGUGUCACGCCCCCGUUCGGAUCGGAAGCAGGAUACUCUCUUCAGUAUCAUGUGUCCUACUGGGAGAAUGCAACAAGUUCUAUUAAAAAAGAGACAAAGAAGAGCAAUACAUUAUUCAAAAUCAGAAAUCUGAAGGAAUUGACACUUUACUGUUUUAGAAUUCAAGUAGAAUUGUUGGCAUACCCAGAAUUCCAGUUACUUGGACUGCAAAGUGUCCCAGAGUGUUACAGAACUACAAUCAGUGAGACAAGCAGAGCUUUAUAUAUUGUACUAAUAUUUCUGUUGGUGCUACUUUCUGUAAAUCUGGUAGCAGUUGGCUUGUUAUUUCUGUGGAGAUACCACAAAAAACUUAAAUAUUGGUCUCAGCCACUUUUACAAAUCCCACCACACUUUGAAGAGGAUUUGAAGGACCUGAACAUGCCUGUUCUAGAGGUGCCGCACUAUGAUGCUGAGGAUGACCCUGACAACUUAUCUGUUGUGUUUUGUGGAGAAGGAAGCCAGGCCCAUGGCGGUGGUUUGGCUGGUCAGGCUCAUUCACACAACAUCGCCAGCAAUAGUGACAUAACUUAAGCCCAGCCUGGUGCGAGUGCCUGUACUGAGCAGUUGCAGAAGCUCCUGCCCAGGGGUGGUACAUGUUGCUGCUGAUGGGACACAAGGAGCUCUGGACAAAAUGCAGCCACUGAUGAAUCCUGAGUGAGAUAUUGCUCCCUGGGAAUAGCAUGGACCCUGAGCUGUUGUUCAAAGGGCUUCUGCUGCUACACCAGCAGCUAUGCUCUGCCAAAGAGACUUAAAAGGCAGAACAUGGAAGAGAACACUAAAUUGCCAGCAGACAGACAGAUGGCUAUAUUAACAUCAUCACAUUUCCCACCCCAACUUGAAACAAAUCUUGUGAGAACCAAUGGCACUUUAUGGUAGGAUGCAGUACAACGUGGACUGUUUCAGUGAGUGAAUAAUUCUACCAGGAACGACAUUUAUAGAGGCUUUUGUUUUGUUGCUUUAUUUGUUAAGUCAGUGUUAGUGCUCAGUGUGUAUUAUAUCCAGCCCAGUAUGCUUUUCUGAAUCAUUUUAGGUACAUGCAGGUUUCUGUGACAGCUUCUUCCCUCCAGAUAAAAAGGGCAGUCUAAUAAAAAAGAAAUAGUACUUUACUCUCUUCAGCAGGAAACUGUGUAAAGAACAAGUCCCCAGGCAAGACCUCCUUAUUCCUGCCUCCUAACACUCAUAAGAAGCAUUAAUCUUUGCUCCUGCAGUGAGACAGUUGUUCUUCACAGCAAAAUAAACUUUAAAUACUCUUGCUUAGAAUUCAUAAUACAUUGGUAAUUAUCAAACACUAAAACCUCUUGUUGCCUAUCAGUCAAAUGAGAAGUUGACUGGGGGUUCUGGUUUGAGUGCCUUAAAGCAAACAACUUAAGAAUUUAAGCCUCACAUCACAGUCCUGUGGGGCCUGGAAGGUGUCUAAUAAAGCACAAAUUAACCACUUCUGUACUAAAA